CACGAAAUUGUCACAAAUAGUUGUCUGCAGAUUUCAACYGACACCAAAAAAGCGUAAAGUGUUUAAGCGAAAAAUUAUUGAGUAUUUGAAAAUCACAAUUAUCAUGCCAUCAAAACAACAACAACAACAAAGUGUAAAGGUGGUUUAUUGUGUUUAAAAUUUUUUUAAGUUGUCAUUUUGUACCAGCAGUGUUUGGUUUGAUUAGAAAAAGAAAGGAAACCACCACAACAAAGUGUGCGCAAGCAACAAAWAUAAGAUUGUUUAGAAAAAAUUGCAUUUGAGUAUAUAAAUUUUUUUAUUAAUUAAUAAUGUCAAAUGUAAGCGCAGUGUAAUUAUCGCUACAAAUUGAAAUCGAUAAAAUGGCAAGGCCAAAUUUCAACAACAACAUACGCAAGUUGGCAACAACUUUUAACACAACAASAAAAAACAUAAAUAUGUCCUCAACCUCUGCAACAAAUCAACGGAUUACGAGUAAUCGCUGUACGAAGCACAACAACUCAAACGUCAACAAAAUUAAUAAGAUCAAGUGCAGUCAGCGCCAACACGGUGAUCAUUUAUGUUCCACAACGAUCCACAAGCACUUGUGUACACAGCGUAGCAUUGCCUACUUAGCGGCGCACAAGGUUCAGUGCAUAACAUUAUUUCAACAGAGCGUGUUCAUCGCAUUACUUUGCUUGGUGUUAAUACAGCCAACAUAUGCGCGCUCCACAAAGGCACAUCGAGCGGCGAAAACAGCAUUAGUGGCAACCCCGCCCAUGGCGAAAGCGCUGGUUGGCAACGCCCCAUCCGGUACUUUUUUGAACUCCUCGAAUAUUAUGAUGUCGGCGAACGAGAGAAAUUCGCUCGAUGUGGGCACCACAAAUAAACUCGCCACACCAGUGGUGGAAAACCGGCGCGCGCUAAAGCUCGUACAAUUCAAUAAUAUGUCAGUUGUGUGUAAUGAUGGCUCGCGCGCUGGUUUCUAUUUGCGCAAAAAUCCCAAUUCGAAGAAAUGGAUUGUGUUUCUGGAGGGCGGCUGGCAUUGUUUUGAUGCGCGCUCAUGUCGUGCGCGUUGGUUGCGGCUGCGCCACUUGAUGACGUCCACGCAGUGGCCCGAAAAACGUGAUGUUGGUGGCAUACUCUCACCUUUACCGGAAGAGAACCCCUAUUGGCACAGUGCAAAUCAUGUGCUCGUGCCCUACUGCAGCAGCGAUUCGUGGUCGGGUACGCGCGACACAAUCGACGAGAACGCCAAGUUCCGCUUUAUGGGUGCUGUGAUCUUACGCAACGUCAUCGCCGAACUAAUUCCRCUCGGUUUGGGRCGUAUACCGGGUGCAGAAUUGUUGCUGGUCGGUUCGUCGGCUGGCGGUCUCGGUGUUAUGCUGAACUUAGAUCGCAUAACCAAUUAUCUGCAACAGGAACGUAAACUCAUGGUGACUGUGCGUGGUGUAAGCGACUCGGGUUGGUUUCUCGAUCGUGAACCCUACACCCCAGCUACAGUCGGCUCCAGUGAGGCAGUGCGUCAAGGUUGGAAGAUGUGGCAGGGAUCACUGCCGGAAGCGUGCGUUGAACAAUAUCAAGCAGAGCCKUGGCGUUGCUAUUUCGGUUACCGUCUAUAUCCAACGCUAAAAGCACCACUCUUCGUCUUCCAAUGGCUGUUCGAUGAAGCACAAAUGCGCGCCGACAAUGUGGGCGCACCAGUUACGCCCCAACARUGGAACUACAUACAUGAAAUGGGSGGCGCGCUGCGUUCCUCYUUAGACAACGUCACAGGCGUGUUCGCGCCCUCUUGCAUCGGCCAUGCAGUGCUCUCCAARCGCGAUUGGAUCAAUAUYAAAAUCGAUGAUAUUUCUUUACCAUCAGCACUCCGUUGCUGGGAGCAUUCRACACGUCCACGYCGUAGACGACAUAACAUCGCUAAACAAAACCAUUUGGAGCAAACCGAACAAAAACGCCAUCGCUCCAACAACGAGCAUCAAAGAAUUCCACAUAAGAACCGUAUAUCCAAACAACACAAAGGGAAGAAAGAUAACAACAACUACGAGCCACAAAAUGGCACACAUCCGCGCUUAAGUAAAGCCGAGCGUGAAGAAAGACGGCGACUACGYCACGAACGUCAACAGCGACGUCAACGUAAWCAACAACAACGCAACAAGAACAAACAACGCAAUCGACACGAGCGUCGACGUAACGAAGCAGAACGCAAGCGUAACAACAAUUUGCCACCCAGCGACAACGCCACCGCUUUAUACGAACAACAUCCCAACAAAAAACAACGYAACCAUAAUAAACCGAAAACAAAUGGUGUGGAGCGUAAACACCGACCCGGUCACAAGUCACGUAAGGAACGUAAAGAGCAACGUCAAGAACAACAAUUGAAACUACAAAAAAGCGGYAAAAUCGAACGACAACAUGAGCUGCAGCACGACGAACAAGCCAUCGAGGCGACAACACAAUUUGACCUACACAAGAAACACAUGCGCCGCAAUCGUGUGCCRCGUGUGCCCGAGAAAUGCGCGUUACGUCUGCUUGAGCGCUGCAGUUGGCCGCAAUGCAAUCACUCCUGCCCGAUGGUCACGAAUCCACUGACCGGCGAGGAGAUGCGCUUCCUCGAGCUGCUCACCUCUUUCGGUYUGGACAUCGAAGCCGUUGCCGCGGCAUUGGGCAUUGACAUGCAGACCCUAAGCAAUAUGGAUCGCACCGAGCUGAUCAAUCUGCUGACGCAACAAGCGAGCUGAUCGUCGGUGUAAAUACAAGUGCUUGUUUGUAUGUGUGUGUAUGUAU
Messenger RNA from Bactrocera latifrons, 2763 nucleotides. RefSeq names its product palmitoleoyl-protein carboxylesterase NOTUM (gene Notum). The record is from RefSeq and is a predicted model, not a curated record. The coding region runs from base 360 to 2717 and encodes 785 amino acids. Gene Ontology annotation, molecular function: hydrolase activity. NCBI's taxonomy places the organism in Eukaryota, Metazoa, Arthropoda, Insecta, Diptera, Tephritidae. The transcript is spliced from 5 exons.